Molecule: messenger RNA, 1467 nt
Organism: Tympanuchus pallidicinctus (lesser prairie-chicken)
Lineage: Eukaryota; Metazoa; Chordata; Aves; Galliformes; Phasianidae
Gene: CUNH1orf226
Product: chromosome unknown C1orf226 homolog
Exons: 3
Coding region: 106-804 (232 amino acids)
Source: RefSeq, a predicted model, not a curated record
CUGGACCCCUCUGGAAGGCGACACCAGUCAUGAGGAACUGCUGGGAAUUGCCUGGUGCAGGGCUCAGUGCCUGUACUGAGCUGGAAUGGGAGAGUGGACCAUAGUAUGUUUGAGAACACCAGUGCUGCCACGGCACCCACCCCACGCCUGCAGCACGUUCCCACUGGUGCCUUGCCACAGCCUUCCCGCCCCGCUGGCAGCCAGCACCUUCGUAACCUGGGCAAGGCCGUGGGGGCCAAGAUGAACGACUUCCUGCGCCGCAAGGAGCCGGCUGGACCCCCUGACGUGGGAGUGAUGGAGGUGAACACCAGCGCCGGUGCCGCACUGGGCAUGGGGCAGUCAGCAAGCGAGGAUGGGAGCAUGGGGCUCGAUGCUUUUCCCCGGCUGGACCCCCCACCUCCCAUCACCAAGAAGCGGACACCACGUGCCCUGAAGACCCCGCAGGACAUGCUCAUUGCACCUCAGCCAGAGGGCAGCAGCACAGAGGAGCCCCAUGAGCCACCUGCAGCACACGCCGACCUCGCGGAGGAGUGGCCAGGAGUGAGGGACAUCUCCCCUGCGGAGCACCCCGGGGUGCUCAGUACGACCGGCAUCCCAGGGCCGAGUGGGGACCAGCCCACCGCUGUCCUCCCUGUGCCCGACCUCAUCCAUAAGGGUGGCCUGGAGACCCCACCUCGCACGGAGAAGCCCCUCCGGGAAGUGGGCCUGGAGCAGGAGUUGUCAGGGAGUGCAGGGCAUGCAGAGCCAUGCACCCCCAGCCGGGAAGCAGAGGGUCCCCAUCCUGACCUGCUGUCUUUCGAAUAGCAGCGGGCAAAGGGCACUGAGGGGGCUGGCUCUCCCAAACACCUCUCUCUCUGCCACAUGCUGUUCUUGGGGUCGUUAUUUUGGGGAGAGGAGAGCCCCAGGGCAGCAGGAGGCAUCUCUGAAACGGCCUGCGGUGCAGGGAUCCUCCACCCCCCACCUCGUCUCUUCUUCCCAGGUGCCCCGGAGGAGCAGAGCCCGACUCGGGCAGCCGCAGGAGCACCGGCUCCCUGCCCCCACCUCUGUCCCACCACCGCCUGUGCCCGCAGGCUCUCAUAGCCCGGAGGUGCCCCUCGGCCUGCGGGUAUGCACAGCAGGGGUUAUCCACAAGGGGAACUGGCAAACCAGCGGCUGUAGGCAGCACUUCUGACCCGGAGCACAGCGGUGGCUUCGAGGGGGUUACGGUGAAGGUUACGGUGGGGAUUGUGAUGGGGAUUAUGGUGGGGGUUACGAUGGGGGUUGUGAUGGGGUUAUGACGGGGGUCAUGGGGAGGGUGCGUCCGGGGGGAAAGCGGUCACUGUGUCACCCACCCCAGCCGCACAGCUGCGUCCCACCCCCGGCCCUGAGGCCAGCGGUGCCGGCGGCACCCUCUAUUUAUGUUGUCUGGGGUGUGUACGUAGUUUGGGAUAAAAGAUGCGAAUUGCACAAUAAAGGUUUUUUUUGUAA